AUAGAUAAUAAGCCUUAGCUUAAUCAAGUUGUGACAAACUUGAGUGAGAAGAAAAUGGCUUACUCUAAAACACAAAGCUUUUCACUUGUUCUUGUUCUCCUUACUCUUUCUCAAUUCUUUCACCAACAUCCUCAUCUUGUCAAAGCAGACACGAAACUGAUCGAAAACCUCUGCCACGCUACCGAAGUUCCAGACACCUGCAUUCAGUGUCUCCAAUCCGAUCCCUACGCUGAAUUCGCCACUGACAUAGAACUCGCUAUUAUCAUGAUGACCUGCAUAAGAAACCAUGCUGAUACCUUGCAAGUUAACAUGGAAGACACUGCUAACAACUCCAAAAUCAAGUCUACAAAAAGUGUUUACAAUGGUUGUGUUAAGGCAUAUAUGGGUGCAAAGAAAGAUCUUAAUACAGCUACAGAGCAUUUGCAGAAUUAUGAGUUUGAUAAGGCUGAGAAAUAUGUGGAUCAAGCUAUGGUUAAACAUCUUGUAUGUUGUGGUGACAUUCAGAACAAUAAAAACAUCACUAUCUCAACUGAAGUGGCUUAUGAGAUGAAAAUUUAUGAAGAGCUAUGCUUUUCUUCAGAGAGAAUAAUUGAGAGACUCUAGUAUAUAUAAUUAUGUAAUUACUAAUAUUAGUACUUGUCAUAAUUCAGAUGUGUAGUUGCAUUAUAUAAUUUUGACAAGAUUGAAAUAAAAUGUUGGGUGUAUUUUUUUUU
Messenger RNA from Cannabis sativa, 713 nucleotides. RefSeq names its product pectinesterase inhibitor. The coding region runs from base 55 to 603 and encodes 182 amino acids. NCBI's taxonomy places the organism in Eukaryota, Viridiplantae, Streptophyta, Magnoliopsida, Rosales, Cannabaceae. The transcript has a single exon. Gene Ontology annotation, molecular function: pectinesterase inhibitor activity. The record is from RefSeq and is a predicted model, not a curated record. Gene Ontology annotation, biological process: negative regulation of catalytic activity.